CUGGCCGGAGCCACUAGCAGGCUGGACCCCGCCCCUGGGAGUAGGGCUGUGACGUCACUUCCUCUCUUCUCUUUACGCCGGCUACCAGGCAAGAGCUGUGAGGGACUGGAUUGUGUGCGGAAUUCUACGGAACCAUGGCGUCCCUUUCCCUUGCACCUGUUAACAUCUUCAAAGCUGGGGCUGAUGAAGAGAGAGCAGAGACAGCGCGUCUGUCUUCUUUUAUUGGUGCCAUCGCUGUUGGAGACUUGGUAAAGAGCACCUUGGGACCCAAGGGCAUGGACAAAAUUCUUUUAAGCAGUGGACGAGAUGCUUCUCUGAUGGUGACCAAUGAUGGGGCCACUAUUCUAAAAAACAUUGGUGUUGACAAUCCAGCUGCUAAAGUUUUAGUUGACAUGUCCAGAGUUCAAGAUGAUGAAGUUGGAGAUGGCACUACCUCUGUUACUGUUUUAGCAGCAGAAUUAUUAAGGGAAGCUGAAUCUUUAAUUGCAAAAAAGAUUCAUCCACAGACCAUCAUUGCCGGUUGGAGAGAAGCUACAAAGGCUGCGAGAGAGGCUCUCUUGAGUUCUGCAGUAGAUCAUGGUUCUGAUGAAGUUAAGUUCCGUGAGGACUUGAUGAAUAUUGCGGCGACGACGUUAUCCUCAAAACUGCUUACUCAUCACAAAGACCACUUUACCAAAUUAGCUGUAGAAGCUGUUCUCAGACUAAAAGGUUCUGGUAAUCUGGAGGCAAUACAUGUCAUCAAGAAGCUGGGAGGGAGUCUGGCAGACUCCUAUUUAGAUGAAGGCUUUCUGUUGGAUAAAAAAAUUGGAGUAAAUCAACCAAAGCGAAUUGAAAAUGCCAAAAUUCUUAUUGCAAAUACUGGAAUGGAUACUGACAAAAUAAAGAUAUUUGGUUCCCGAGUAAGAGUUGAUUCUACAGCAAAGGUUGCAGAAAUAGAACAUGCAGAAAAAGAAAAAAUGAAGGAGAAAGUUGAACGUAUUCUUAAGCAUGGAAUAAAUUGUUUUAUUAACAGGCAGUUAAUUUAUAAUUACCCUGAACAGCUCUUUGGUGCUGCUGGUGUCAUGGCUAUUGAGCAUGCAGAUUUUGCAGGUGUGGAGCGCCUAGCUCUUGUCACAGGUGGUGAAAUUGCCUCUACUUUUGAUCAUCCAGAACUGGUGAAGCUUGGAAGUUGCAAACUUAUUGAAGAAGUCAUGAUUGGAGAAGACAAACUCAUUCACUUCUCUGGGGUUGCCCUGGGUGAGGCUUGUACCAUUGUUUUGCGUGGUGCCACUCAACAAAUUUUAGAUGAAGCGGAAAGAUCAUUGCAUGAUGCUCUUUGUGUUCUUGCCCAAACCGUGAAGGACCCUAGAACAGUUUAUGGAGGAGGCUGUUCUGAGAUGCUGAUGGCUCAUGCUGUGACACAGCUUGCCAAUAGAACACCAGGAAAAGAAGCUGUUGCAAUGGAGUCCUUCGCUAAAGCCCUGAGAAUGUUGCCCACCAUCAUAGCUGACAAUGCAGGUUAUGACAGUGCAGAUCUGGUGGCCCAACUCCGAGCCGCUCACAGUGAAGGCAAAGUAACUGCUGGACUAGAUAUGAAGCAAGGUACUAUUGGAAAUAUGGCAGUGCUGGGUAUAACGGAAAGUUUCCAAGUGAAGCGACAGGUUCUUUUGAGUGCAGCAGAAGCAGCAGAGGUGAUUCUGCGUGUGGAUAACAUCAUCAAAGCAGCACCAAGGAAACGUGUUCCUGAUCACCAUCCCUGUUAAGCAUUCCCAUGUGUUGUUGAUACCUGGACCAGUUCACAGAAGAAUUGUGUUAAUUUCGUAAAGAAGACUGUGGAAUUGAUAUUUAUCUGUGUCCAUUAUAUUCUUACAUUUAGUUGAUCUUCUGUUUUAACAGAGGUCUAAUUUAUUUGCUGUUUGAUUUUCCAUACAAUUCAGUUGAUAAUAAAAGUCCAUUUCUCUUACAGUCACUAAAAUAAAAAAACUUAAAGAGUACUUAA
Cavia porcellus (domestic guinea pig) is the source of this 1978-nucleotide messenger RNA. RefSeq names its product chaperonin containing TCP1 subunit 2 (gene Cct2). The coding region runs from base 135 to 1742 and encodes 535 amino acids. The record is from RefSeq and is a predicted model, not a curated record. NCBI's taxonomy places the organism in Eukaryota, Metazoa, Chordata, Mammalia, Rodentia, Caviidae. Gene Ontology annotation, cellular component: cytosol; chaperonin-containing T-complex. Gene Ontology annotation, molecular function: ATP hydrolysis activity; ATP-dependent protein folding chaperone; ATP binding. Gene Ontology annotation, biological process: protein folding. The transcript has 16 exons.